Rhizoctonia solani is the source of this 2307-nucleotide messenger RNA. RefSeq names its product glycosyltransferase family 1 protein. Gene Ontology annotation, molecular function: hexosyltransferase activity; UDP-glycosyltransferase activity. Lineage: Eukaryota; Fungi; Basidiomycota; Agaricomycetes; Cantharellales; Ceratobasidiaceae. The record is from RefSeq and is a predicted model, not a curated record. Gene Ontology annotation, biological process: carbohydrate metabolic process. The transcript is spliced from 16 exons. The coding region runs from base 1 to 2307 and encodes 768 amino acids.
AUGCUUGUAAUGAAUGCGCCCCCUUCAACUAUUCGUAGAUCAAGCACAUCUCAAACAUUACAACUUCAUCGUACUAGUACUCGGAAUCGUGCUGUAUCUAUUGAUACUCCCACAUUCAGUGCUAACUAUGCCGGCUAUUCUCAACCACAGAAUAACUAUGCCUUUUCGGGACCAGAGUGUUCGAGCCUUGCAUACUAUCAUCAGGAUUCCAUGUCGGUGCCCUACGGAUACGGCGGCUCCAGCUCGGGGCACAAAGGCGUAUACUCAAACACUGACGAGGAAACUCUGGUUGAGUCAGUAACAAGUUUUGAUACCAUUCAUCCCACUCUUGGCCUUCAUCCAGAACAUGGGGUAGAAACCUCAUUUCACAGCAACGGCCGGGUAUCUAUGGCAUUCGGUCAUAGAUUUGACAAACCUCUGCCUGAUAUCUAUAGAGUGCCCGUGGAGGAGGUUGGGAUUGACGAGACAGGAUUUGCUCGUGCGCCUCCAAUGAAUGUGAAUAUCAUGAUCGUCGGAAGUCGAGGAGAUGUACAACCAUACUUGGCUCUUGGCCAACGGCUCCAGAAGUACGGCCAUACCGUUCGUCUUGCAACUCAUGAAACCUUUCGUAAACUCGUAAAAGAUGCGGGGCUGCGAUUCUUCAACAUUGGUGGCGAUCCCCAUGAAUUAAUGAGCUACAUGGUCCGCAAUCCUGGUCUCAUCCCAGGUUUCAAAAGCAUAACGAAUGGAGAUAUAGGAAAGAAGCAAAAGAUGGUGGCAGAGAUUCUGGAGGGGUGCUAUUUAUCGUGUAUUGAGCCUGACGAUGAUACGAAGACCAUAUUCGUCGCAGACGCAAUUAUUUCAAACCCACCUACAUUUGCUCACAUACAUUGUGCUGAAGCACUAGGAAUUCCGUUGCUUUUGUCCUUUACAAUGCCGUGGUGUCCGACCGCGGCCUUCCCACAUCCUCUGGUCAAUGUGUUGCAGAAUGGGAGCACUGAUGCCAAUAUCCUGAAUUAUUACUCUUACGGUUUGGUAGAUUUAAUGACAUGGCAAGGAUUUGGUUCGAUCGUUUUGGAAGAUCCCAAGAGGAUAACUGGAACUAUUCUUACUGGAGUCGCCCAAGCUGGAGUACGAGCAAUCAUCUCUCCAGGCUGGGGAGGUUUAGACGAGGAAAUGAUUAAAUCCGCUGGCCCCCAUGUGUUCGCUCUUGGGAACGUACCCCACGAUUGGCUCUUUCAGUACGUCAGUGCAGUGUGUCACCAUGGAGGAGCAGGAACUACUGCGGCGGGCUUAAAAUGUGGGAAACCGACGAUUAUUGUUCCCUUUUUUGGCGAUCAGCCUUGGUGGGCUACCCAGAUCGCAUCGCGGGGAGCUGGGCCGCCACCUCUGGACCACAAAACACUCACGCCAGAGAUGUUUGCUUCUGCUAUUCGGAUCGCAUUGUCCCCCUCUUCACUUGGUGCAGCAAAGCAGGUUGGAAAGAUGAUCAUGCGCGAAGAUGGAGCUGGAAAGGGUGUAGAAUCGUUUCAUCGUCAUUUGCCUUUACUCGACAUGAAAUGCGAUCUAACGCCCAACCGGGUGGCAGUUUGGUACUCGGCCAAAUACAACCUGCGCUUAAGUGCUUUCGCCGCUCAAGUUUUGGCACAAUCAAAACAUCUUAAACUAAAGAAACUAAAGCUGUAUCGUUCGAGGGAGUACAACCCUUAUGUCGAGGCUGUUGACCCAGUGACGGGAACUCUGAUCCCUGCUCUGAGGUCUCUUAAUGAUAUCGGAAGGGGCAUAGUAAAAGUUCCGACUAGACCGGGGAGAGGGAUCGCGCAAGUUACUCGGGCAAGCGCACGAGGUAUCCAGGGGACUCUCCAAGGCGCAGCCGAGGGUGUGUCUAAUAUGCCGAGACUAUAUGGGAGCGAGGUGCGAGAGCAUAAAAAGGUCACUGGUCUGGGAUCUGGGAUCGCUCAGGGGACCAAGGGGCUUGUACUAGGAAUAUAUGAUGGGGUAAGCGAUUUUGUCACGGAGCCUAUAAAGGGGCUUAAAAAUGAUGGAUUCUAUGGCGCUGUUGGGGGACUGGGAGUGGGCACAUUGAAUCUUGUCGCCAAGCCCGUUGGAGGUGCGCUUCAAUUUGUUUCUAUGCCUAUAGAAGGCACAGCGAGAUCGCUGUCUCAUAAGGAAAUCGGAAAGGAGAGGAUUGUCGCAAGACGGGCGGAAGGGAUCGUAGCAUCGGAGCGUGCCUCGUUACAAGAACAAUAUGCGGUGAUCGAAGCAUUUGUGGAGUACAAGGCUAAAAGGAAGGGGGAUAAGAAGGGCAAAGGUAAAAUGAAAGCCUGA